GGCAACUCCAGCCCCUGUCAGAGGCAGCAGAGCUUCGAUUUUUUUUUUCCGCCGGGCCGAAGGCCCAGGUCUGGGCCGAAGAAGGCCGUCCGGUGAUGCCAUGCCGCUGCUCCAUGGCAUCGGUGAUUUGGUGAAGCGGCUGGAACAGAUCGCCGAAGCCUGCGAUCAGAAGCCCAAGCAGGAUCAGCCGAAGGAUGAGUUUCUGCGACUGAAGCAGCGCGUCUAUGUGCUGCUGGAAGAAGCGCGGAGGGACAUCCACGAGCGGCAGACGCUGCUGAGCAAGCGCGGCAACUGCAAGGAGACCAUCCAGAAGGGCAACUCUGUGCGGCAGGCCUUGGAAGAGCUGAGGCGGGCGCUGCCGAAACUACAGGCGCUGCAUAAGAAGGCUCAGAACCAGAGGGGCGCCAAGGCGAAGAGGGAGGAGCUACAAGCGCGGUACCAGGACAUCCGUAUCCUCAAAAGACACGUGGAUGAGCUGAACGAGCUCUUCGGCCGAGCCUCCGAGGAGGCGUGCCCCGCGCUGCUCGGCAAGUCCCAAGAUCUCCCGCAGCUCCGGGACUCGGCGCGCGCCAGUGCCGAGGACACCAAGAGAGAUUUGACCUCUCAGGAAGAGGACGCCCUAGCGGCUAUGAAGCGCAGGGACGAGGAUUUGGAACAGCAGCUGCACGAGGUGGGCCUGGCCGUGGGGCGCCUGGACCCUUUGGCGCGGCAGAUCGGCGCCACCGCGGAGCGGCAGCGCCUGCGGGCGGAGGCGCUGACCGCGGAAGUGGACAAGACGGAGGCGGACAUGCAGCUGCUCAACAGGCGCGUGAACGAGGUAAUGCGCUAUGAGAAGAACACCAGCUGCUGCUGCCAACUGUGUUUGAUGGUCGUCUUCCUCUGCUGCGUCGGCUUCAUCUUUCAGCAGCUCACCUGACGCGCGUUCCUUGGGCUCCGAAACCCGACAAACACCGGGCUCGAAGAGUGAAGGGUGGAGUCUGUUCAAGGGAUUGCUCGGGUUU
Effrenium voratum is the source of this 1001-nucleotide messenger RNA. The record is from the annotation of a GenBank genome assembly. Lineage: Eukaryota; Dinophyceae; Suessiales; Symbiodiniaceae.